AAAGGGAAGACAACUAAGGAAUUAAAGACAAUGUGAUGGAAGGCUUUUAUACACUACGAUUUUUUUUUGAAAUUUCGUUAUACCUUAGCUGUACAAAUCAAAUAAAUUGAAAAAAUAUACAUAAGUAAUAUUUGCGUUUUUUUUUUUUGUGGACGUAGACGCCGGAGCUCUAGUCUUUGCUUACCUCUUCCGAUCUGAAAAUAUCCCAAAUUAUUUUGCAUCUUUUUUAUCUCUAUCUCUUUAGAGUUUCUCUUUGUGUUGACUUCUCUUUUGCUCCAUUUUUUCCCUUUUUUUUCUGCUUUACUUGUUGUUCACAUCUGAUUCCUUUUCAUUUUCACUACACAGUUUAGUUUUUCCUAGUAUUUCACUUGUGAUUUUAGAAUAUUAUUAGUGUCUUUGUGUUAUAUUUGGAGAAGUAACUUAGCAGGUAAAGUUUGUGCAAGUGAGUUGACCUGUUUUAUGCUCAACUGAGACAAAUUUGCCGAUCCUGAGGCUCGGGAUCGGAAAAAUGGGUUGGGAAAACAAUCAACAGGCUGAAAACAAUGAGCAACACGAUUCCAGACCUUUAUUUCUACAGAAGUUUCGGCUCUAUGAGACUAGCUCGAACUUCUAUAUGGUUGGAAGGGAUAAGAGUAGAACUUCUUGGAAAGUUCUGAAGAUCGACAGAUUAGAGCCUUCAGAGCUAAUCAUGUAUGAAGAUUCUGCCACAUACUCAGAACUUGAAUGUAGUGACCUUCUUAAAAGAAUACAUGAAGGGAACAUAUCAAGUGGAGGGCUUAAAUUCGUUUCAACAUGUUACGGAAUUGUUGGUUUUGUAAAGUUUUUGGGACCUUAUCACAUGUUGCUUAUUACGAAAAGAAGGAAGAUUGGAAUGAUAUGUGGUCAUGCAGUUUAUGCUAUUACAAAGAGCGAGAUGUUUCCAAUUCCCAAUUCUACUGUGCUAUCCAAUAUGCCUUAUUCUAAGAAUGAGAACAGAUAUAAGAAGCUCCUGCGCACAGUGGAUCUCACAAGGGACUUCUUUUUUAGCUACUCCUAUCACAUUAUGCUUAGUCUUCAAAAGAACCUGAACAAUUGUGAGACUGGACUCACGCUUUACGACACAAUGUUUGUAUGGAAUGAGUUCUUAACACGAGAAAUUCGUCAUCAGCUCAAAAAUACUCUUUGGACUGUCGCUCUAGUAUAUGGAUUCUUUAAACAGGUUACGCUUUCUCUUUCUGGUAGGAGUUUCAUGUUGACCCUAAUUGCUAGACGAUCUCGUCAUUAUGCUGGUACCAGAUAUUUAAAAAGAGGUGUAAAUGAGAAGGGUCGUGUAGCAAAUGAUGUCGAAACGGAACAGAUUGUGCUUGAUAAUGUGGCUGAUGGGUGCCCAGUACAAAUAAGUGCUGUUGUGCAGAACCGGGGUUCAAUACCUCUUUUCUGGUCGCAAGAAACUUCACGUUUGAAUAUUAAGCCUGCCAUCAUACUCUCUAGGAAUGACUUGAAAUUUGAAGCCACUAAACGUCACUUUGAGAAUCUUGUGAAGAGAUAUGGAAAUCCAAUUAUAAUAUUGAAUUUGAUUAAGACUCGUGAGAAGAGGCCUAGAGAAACAAUUCUUCGUGCAGCAUUUGCCAAUGCUAUUGAGUUUAUAAAUAAAGAUCUGUCUGAGGAGAACCACUUGAGAUUUCUUCACUGGGACCUAAAUAAACACUCUAAAAGCAAAGCUACAAAUGUCUUGACACUCCUGGGCAAGGUGGCUGCUAAUGCGUUGGAGUUAACAGGCUUCCUUCACUGUCAACUUAUCCCUGCCUCAAAGACUGGGAAAUUGCUAAAAUUCUCGUCCAUUGACAAUACUGAAGAUCAAGCUGGACAAGACAUUUGUGAAGUGAGAGCUGAAGCAAACUCCACUAGUGACAAUUACCAUGUCAACCUUUCAACACUACAGAGAGGGGUGUUACGAACUAAUUGCAUAGACUGUUUGGAUCGCACAAAUGUUGCACAAUUUGCCUAUGGGCUGGUUUCCCUAGGCCAUCAGCUGCAUGCCUUAGGCUUUAUAGACGUGGAGAACAUUGAUUUAGAUUCCCCUUUAGCAGAUAAUCUAAUGAAACUUUACGAAGAAAUGGGUGAUACACUUGCACUACAAUAUGGAGGGUCUGCUGCACAUAACAAGAUAUUUUCAGAGAGACGAGGCCAGUGGAGAGCAGCAACUCAGUCUCAAGAGCUCUUUAGAACGAUUCAGCGCUAUUACAGUAAUGCCUACAUGGACGCCGAGAAACAAGAUGCCAUUAAUGUGUUCUUGGGACAUUUCCGGCCUCAAGAAGGUAAGCCAGCUCUCUGGGAAUUGGAUUCAGACCAACACUAUAAUGUUGGGGGGCAUGCAUCAAGUUUAGCCAUGGAGAGUUCUAGGUCGUUUAUUAAAAGGUCCCUAUCAGAAGGGAAUUUAUCUACUGUCAAAGAGACUGACACAGAGCAGACCAUUGACUCUGACCAACCUUUGCCUGAGAGUGCAAAAGGUGGUAGUAAGGGUCUUUCCGAGUCCACCCCAGAAAUCUCAACUUGUGAAACUGAUAUUUCGUUUGCCAGGUACACACCCUCAAUGUCUGGUAGACAGCUUUUCCUGGAUAUGCAAUUAGGGCAGUGUCUCGGCAGUGAAAAUGUUAGAUUGCGUGACCGUGUUGAUUCAAUUGAUUUUUCAAAUUUCCUAGAUAUUGAGUGUCUCUCUUCAUCUGGAAAUUCAUGUGAAGAAGAAACAUACGAGAGGUCUACAAUCAUAUGCUCACCAUGUGGUGCCCUCUCUUCAGAUGGUUUAACAGUUGAAUCUAAAGCUGAAACAAGCUCUUCAGCAAUUGAAUCUGCAUCAAGCUUGAAGCGCGAGGAUCAGACUAGUGGAGAUUUCAGUUUCGAUGCCAAAGGAAGUAGUAAAGAAACUGUUGAAUUCUCUGAGAAGUUUGUGCAUUGGGUUAUCAACGGAGAUAUGCUUUUCCCUUGAGAUCAUUUCCGGUCUCUUCGAAGCUGUAUUCUUUCAGGCAAUUACUUUCAAUCAAACCAUCCGAAGGAUGUGGAUUACUUACGGAAUAAAUGACAGGUGAUGAAGAUUAGGUUAGAGGGCAAGAAUGAUUUUUGUUAUAGAAAAUAUGCCUAAACAAAGCUGUUGAGAUUGUAAAUUGAAGCACGUUAGAAAACGAUAUAGAAAGUACAGAGUAAAUAGAAGCAGAUGAUUCUUUCAGUUGUUUUCACUUCUUCAUUUUCUACCUAACUGUUUUUGUAGGUUCAAGUUCUGUAAAUAUCUGUUACAUUUUUAUACGUUGGAGCUCCAUUAUUCUUUUCUUCUGUAUACAAGCUGAUCUUUAUCGUA
Messenger RNA from Lycium ferocissimum, 3331 nucleotides. Its product is annotated as phosphoinositide phosphatase SAC2-like. The transcript is spliced from 16 exons. NCBI's taxonomy places the organism in Eukaryota, Viridiplantae, Streptophyta, Magnoliopsida, Solanales, Solanaceae. Gene Ontology annotation, cellular component: intracellular membrane-bounded organelle. The coding region runs from base 509 to 2965 and encodes 818 amino acids. Gene Ontology annotation, molecular function: phosphatidylinositol-3,5-bisphosphate 5-phosphatase activity. Gene Ontology annotation, biological process: phosphatidylinositol dephosphorylation. The record is from RefSeq and is a predicted model, not a curated record.